AUGGCUACCAAUCUUACAUUCAAACAGUACUAUCUGCCGCAGAAGAAGGGCUUCGAUAGUCUCGUGGUCCGCGAAGUGCCCAAGGUUUCCCCAAAGUUCGGCCAGGUUCUUGUCCGCAUCAAAGCCGUGUCACUGAACUGGCGCGACGCAAUCAUUGCCAAAGGCACCUAUCCUUCCCCGGACCCGAUGCUCUUAGGCAUCACCGACGAAAUCGGCGAAGGCGUCACCGAAUGGAAAGUGGGCGACCGCGUCCUGGCCAAUUUCACGCAGGGCCACCUCGCCGGGCGACUGACCAAAGCAGGCCUCCUCUCGCAGCUCGGGGGUGAGAUCCAAGGCCUGCUUGGCGAGUACUUCAUGUUCCCUACGCUAGGGGUGGUCCGGAUCCCGGAUUACCUGAGCUUCGAGGAGGCGUCGUGCCUGCCCUGCGCCGCACUGACGGCCUGGAACGCGCUGUACGGGCUGGUACCCCUGCGCGCUGGGCAGACUGUCCUCCUACAGGGCACCCUGACCCUGCAGCAGUCGUUCGACGCGAUCGCAUUGCACGGGCUGAUUCACUGCAUCGGGCACAUUACCAACCCCGAUCCCCUGGGGAAGGGCAAGGAGUUGCGCGGUCCGGACGCAGCAUUCCUGGCGCUGGAUAGGGUUUGCAUCGUGCGGGGCGUGGUGGUGGGAUCGCGCGAGCAGCUGCAGGAGAUGCUCGCGUGCUUCGAGGCGCAUGCAAUCCGGCCGGUCAUUGACCAGGUUUUUGAGUUCGAACAGGCUAGGAUUGCCUAUGAGUAUCUGUGGAAUUCGAGUCAUACGGGGAAAGUGAAUUCGAGGAAGGAAUGGUUCCAAGCACGACCGAACGGGCUGUCUAACAUGCCGUUACAGAAAUGCAUCGAGAACACCUUCCCUGAAUGCGGAGCUUGCAUCCGCCUCAAUCACGAAUGUGUGAGAGAGCCCAAGCGUCAAAUUGCCCCUGACCCGCGGACUCACCCCGGUGAAUCGAACGCCGCGCCUUCCGUCCGAACAGUGGAUACAGUGCAUUUCUUCCACGAUUACCACCCUUUUACCAUCCGAGAGACAAAUCGAACGUCUAUGAGGCAGUACGCGAUGAAGUACUACAUCAACAUUAUGACCCAGAUGUUAACAGUCAGCCAGCAGUACAACUCCUUUCUUUCCGAAUUCGUCCCAAUGUCGAUCGUCUCGCCCGCUCUAUCGGGUGCAUUGAUCUCCUGGGCGUCAGGCCAUCUAGCUGCCGCAGCAGACGAGCGCUACCGCAUCACCGCCCUAGAAGCGCGAUCCACCGCCCUAGGCCACCUAGCCCUAGCUCUGUCCACUCCCUCACAGGACGACAAUGUCUGCACCCACGCAGCCACCUGCCUUGUCCUUCUGACUUCGGAGCAUUAUCCUCUCUGCCACCGCCACCACCACCUUCGCUGGAGGCGGUUCGAGAAUAUCGCGCUGGCCCGGCCAUACUGGAGGAAGUGUGGGAGCGUCGUCUGA
Aspergillus uvarum CBS 121591 is the source of this 1485-nucleotide messenger RNA. RefSeq names its product GroES-like protein. The record is from RefSeq and is a predicted model, not a curated record. The transcript has 6 exons. Gene Ontology annotation, molecular function: oxidoreductase activity. Lineage: Eukaryota; Fungi; Ascomycota; Eurotiomycetes; Eurotiales; Aspergillaceae. The coding region runs from base 1 to 1485 and encodes 494 amino acids.